Salvia splendens (bonfire salvia) is the source of this 1256-nucleotide messenger RNA. RefSeq names its product expansin-A15. Gene Ontology annotation, biological process: plant-type cell wall organization. NCBI's taxonomy places the organism in Eukaryota, Viridiplantae, Streptophyta, Magnoliopsida, Lamiales, Lamiaceae. Gene Ontology annotation, cellular component: extracellular region. The record is from RefSeq and is a predicted model, not a curated record. The coding region runs from base 136 to 879 and encodes 247 amino acids. The transcript has 4 exons.
GAGACUACUCACUGUAGACCCUCUCUCUCUCCUCCGCCUCUAUUUAAUGUCGCCACCUCCUUCAUUCGCUUCUCAUUCCAACUCAAAAUCUCUCUCUUCCAACUGCACUCUUUCCAGAUCUCAGCUAGGUAAAGAAUGGCAGCUCUUGCACUCCUCUUCCUCGGUUUUCUCGGAACGGCGUCGUUCGUCCGAGGCGACGGCGGUGGUUGGACUUCCGCACAUGCAACAUUCUACGGAGGCAGCGACGCAUCCGGCACAAUGGGUGGCGCGUGCGGCUACGGGAACCUCUACAGCCAGGGAUACGGCACCAACACCGCCGCGCUGAGCACCGCCAUGUUCAACAACGGCCUCAGCUGCGGCUCCUGCUACGAGAUCCGCUGCGCCGACGAGAAGAAGUGGUGCCUCCCCGGAUCUAUCACGGUCACCGCCACCAAUUUCUGCCCGCCCAACAACGCCCUCCCCAACAACGCAGGCGGCUGGUGCAACCCUCCCCUCCACCACUUCGACCUCUCUCAGCCAAUCUUCCAGCACAUCGCUCAAUACAAAGCUGGAAUCGUCCCCGUUUCUUACCGGAGAGUCGCCUGCAACAGGAAGGGCGGGAUAAGGUUCACCAUCAACGGCCACUCCUACUUCAACCUCGUACUCAUCACAAACGUCGGAGGCGCCGGCGACGUCGUCUCCGUCUCGGUCAAGGGCUCAAAAUCCGACUGGCAGCAAAUGUCGAGAAAUUGGGGCCAGAACUGGCAGAGCAACUCGAACCUCAACGGCCAGAGCCUCUCCUUUAAGGUGACGACGAGCGACGGCCGCACUCUCGUCUCCAACAACGCGGCGCCGGCGAGCUGGUCGUUCGGGCAGACCUUCUCUGGAGCUCAAUUUUGAGGACAAAAUUACUAAGUGUGGUAUUUUUUAUUUUUAAAAAUAUAUAUAGUAUAGAAUGGUCACGUUUAUUAGUAGUGUGUGACUAUUGUUUGUUUUAGGGGUGAAAUUGGGAUAGGACUAGUUUUAUAUGGUCCUCUUUUAAAAACGCCCAAUUUAUGAUGGGUGUUUUUUAGUACUUUUAUCUUUUUCUGUGUGUUUAAAGGAAAAGAAAAUGGGUGAGGUGGUAUAAAGGGUGUACCGCCCGCUUAUUAAAUAGUACUGUUUGGAGGCCUUUUUUUAUUGCUCCUGAUUCGCCUUUGUUGGCUGAAAUUUGAAAUUGGGUUUGUUUUGUAAGCUCAAUUUUUAUAGUAAUGAAAUGAAAUGAAAUUUCUGGGUUU